GUACGAUAAUAUUAACAAACACAUUUUAAAGCAUCUUCUUCACAAAAUGGCAAUGCUUAUAAUACGACUGUAAGAGUGUAAGAGAGUAUGAGAAACCAGUUGAAAUGAGCUAAACCAUCAUCUUCUUCACAAAAUGGCAAUGCUUCGUUACAUUAUCUUCAAUUACCAUCAUUACAGAGCAUUUAUCUCCAAUAACCCCCACAAAUCAAUCCCUCUUUUCCCAUUCCAAUUUUCCCACAAUUUCACUACUUCCCAAUCAGACUCAUUCACCGUCUCUUACCUCAUUAACACAAUUGGUUUCCCUCGUGAAGCAGCUCUCAAAGCUUCAAAACGACUUCGUUUCAACUCUCCACAAAAACCCAAUUCAGUUUUCAAUUUCUUCACAAACCUAGGUUUUUCAGAUUCCAAUAUACGCAGCAUUAUCAUAAAACAACCACGCCUUCUUUCCUCAGAUACCCACAAUUCAAUUCUUCCAAAGUUUCAAUUUUUUCUAUCCAAAGGUGCUUCAUCUUCUGAAAUCGCUUGUUUGUUAGCAGCGAAUCCCAGAAUUUUACAGAAUAGUUUGGAGAAUAGAAUAAUUCCUCUUUUUGAAUUUUAUAAGAGGUUUUUUAAAUCUGAUAAAGCUACAAUUUGCUGCAUCAUUCGAAAUUUGAUAUCUUUGCCUUACAAUCUUACUACUGUUAAUGUUAAGUUAUUGAUUGAUUAUGGAGUUUGUGAUUCCGCUAUUGCUAGAUUGCUUUUGACAAGACCAGCUAUACUUGGAUCAAUUGAUUUCAUUAGUACUUUGGAGGAAGUUAAGGGUUUAGGGUUUCACCUUUCAACUUCAACUUUUGGGGCAGCUUUGGUUGCAAAGAAAUGUAUGAGUAAAACACUUUGGGAUGAGAAAGUUGAUGUUUUUAAGAAAUGGGGUUGGACUGAUGAAGAUGUUAUUCGAGCAUUUAGAGGUCGUCCUGAAUUGUUGUUGACUUCAAUUGAUAAGAUUAAUUUGGUGAUCAGUUUUUGGGUUAAUCAAUUGGGUUGGAAUUCCUUGGCACUUUCUAAAAGGCCACGUAUUUUUAGUUACAGUUUGCAUAAAAGGAUUGUUCCAAGGGCAUUGGUUCUGCAGUAUCUUGUGAUGAAAGGUUUGAGGAAAAAGAAUGCAAGCUUGGUUGAACCGUUUGCUCCGUCUAAGGAAAUGUUCCUAAGAAAAUAUGUUCUCAGUUUUAAGGAGGAUUCUGAUUAUUUAUUAAAGCUUUAUGAGGAAAACGUAAAUCUUGCAUCCACCAAGGAGAACAUUGACAUGCCAUUCACCAAAUAGUCACUGCAGUUGGAUCAAUUUGCUGAAUGCAUCUAAUGUUCCAAAUUGGAAAGAAAAAAAAAACCAGUCUUUCUUGAUCCAAUUUUUCGAUACUGUCGUAACAAAAGCUGCUAUGUAGCACUGGUGGUGUUGGAUCCGAGGUCCAUGACAUCCUGUGGUCAUGGAGAAGGCGAUCGUGGUGGAAACCUAACCAAGUAUCGUGUGACAAUGAUUUAUGGCUCCGCCAUCAGCAAUGUUCAUCACAAGGGUGGAUGCUACACAACAAAGAUAUCCAACAUAAAAAACUACAUCUUGGUGCCCGGAUAAAAAUAAAACUCAUUAGCAUUGCACGCUGUAAAACUCGAUGGGAUUUUUUUCUUCCAUUCAUUAAUCCAAAUGAUGGCACCUUAUCAGAGAGAGUUCUAAUACAUCUGAAUUUGAUAUUAAGACCAUUCUGCUAUGCAACACCUGCUCCAUUGUAAUGACAGAAUUGCAAAAUUUCUAUGCAACAGUUUUGCAAAUCUGAGU
Messenger RNA from Medicago truncatula (barrel medic), 1804 nucleotides. RefSeq names its product transcription termination factor MTERF15, mitochondrial. The record is from RefSeq and is a predicted model, not a curated record. Gene Ontology annotation, biological process: regulation of DNA-templated transcription. The coding region runs from base 134 to 1297 and encodes 387 amino acids. Gene Ontology annotation, molecular function: double-stranded DNA binding. Lineage: Eukaryota; Viridiplantae; Streptophyta; Magnoliopsida; Fabales; Fabaceae. The transcript has 2 exons.